CGUAGCAGACUGCCGCCGUGUGUUUUUCAGAUGGCAGCACGUUAUUUUCCUAUGUGUUAGUAAGUUAGUAAAUUGUGGUUAUGGCGGUAUCGGAGAGUGCUGAAGGUUGUGGCGGUUCGGGGUGGUCGAAAUGGCAUAUUGCAUUAGUAAUUGGAGCGCCUGUUGUGGUUGGUAUUGGUGUCUGGUAUCUCAAGAACAGAAACUCCACGACAGACCGCGAUAGCUCAACAACAGAGGAUGGUAGAAGAAAUAAGAUUGCCUCGAUGACUGCUUCAAGCUAUACCCCGUCGGACAUGGCCGGAGCGGAGCCCAACAUACAAUUCGAACCGGCUGAAGAAAAUCCUCUGAAACAAGCACUGGCAUAUAAAGCUGAAGGAAAUAAAUAUUUCAAGUCGGGAAAGUAUGCAGAGGCUAUAAAGUGCUACGAUAGUGCCAUUGAAAUAUGCCCAAACGACAAAAAAUUAGACCUGUCCACAUUUUACCAAAACAGGGCAGCAGCCUAUGAACAGAUGAAAGAAUAUGAAGAGGUAAAGAAUGAUUGUACUCUAGCACUGUCCUUGAAUCCUAAGUAUGUGAAAGCACUUCAGCGGCGUGCUAAGGCAUGUGAACUCANCAAAUCUGUGAGUGUUCAUUUUAUAGGUAGACAACAUGCCAAGGAAGCCAUGUCAAGAAGAACACCAGUAAUGCCAUCAAAACACUUCAUCAAAAUGUACUUCUCUUCAUUUAUUGAAGACCCAAUUAUAAACACCUGGGUGCAAGAAAAGGAAAGUGAUUCUGCAGAGGCAGAUUUGAGAGGUCUGGCUCGAGCCAAACAGGCUUUCAAAUCUCAGAAUUAUGAAGAUAUUAUCCCAGCUUGCAAUGAGGAAUUUGAGACUGAAGAUGACAGCCACAGGAUGGAAGCUUUUGUUCUUCGAGCUACAUUCCAUCUGCUCUUGGGUGAGCACAAGAAGGCCUUGAGUGACUUUCAGGCUGUAAUAGAGAAUGAGCAUGCAAAUGUGAAGUUGCGAGUUAAUGCCCUAAUCAAGAGGGCGUCAUUAUACAUGCAACUAGAACAACCUUCAAAGAGUCUAGAAGACUUUGACAGGGCAGCAAGUUUAGAUCAAGAUAAUGCUGAUGUUUACCACCAUAGAGGACAGGUACAUCUGUUAAUGGAGAAAGUAACAGAAGCGAUGAGUGACUUCAGCAAAGCCGUUGCUGUGAACCCCAACUGCCCAAUUGCGUAUGUCCAGAAAUGUUAUACCGAUUAUCGAUACGCAUUUUCUACUCGUAACAUGGAAAAGAUGGAAGAAGUGAUGAAAGCAUUUCAACAGGCAAUUCAGAAAUUUCCAGAAUGCUCCGAAUGUUACACCUUAUUUGCUCAGGUUUUAAGUGAUCAAGAAGAAUUUGAUAAAGCUGAUAAAUAUUUCCAGAAAGCAACUGAAGUUGAACCUGAAAAUGCAACUGUAUAUGUGCACAGAGGUUUGCUACAACUGCAAUGGAAUGGUGAUGUUUCUAAGGCUAUUGAUAUGAUAAAUCAAGCUCUGAAAAUGGAUGAUAGAUGUGAAUUUGGAUAUGAAGCUCUGGGAACAAUUGAAGUGCAACGUGGAAACCUGAGACAUGCAGUGGAGCUUUUUGACAAGGCCAUUCCAUUAGCAAAGACUGAACUAGAGAUGUCACAUUUGUUUUCACUAAGAGAUGCAGCCAUGGCACAAGCAACAGUCGCUGAGAAGAUGGGUAUCCCAAUUUCAAAUGUAGGAUUCCCGUAGUGUUAUUGGAUUGUGGACAGAUUCUAGUUCAUUAUAUGAUCAUCCCAGUAGUGAUGGGGUCAGUGAGUGGCAUAAUAUGUUGGAAUGGUGGAUCAUGAAGAAUGUCCCACAGGGUGUGAGCAGUAUUUUCUUUUAGCCUAUUAUUUUUCUCUAAUUUUGGGUUUGUUCUCUCUCUCUCUCUCUCUCUCUCUCUUUUUUUUUUUUUUUGCUUAUUUGAGUGUUAAUUUGUUAUUGUAGGAAAGCCAUAGAACUUCACAUUAUUCAAUGAUAUUAUGACGGCCAAACUAGAGAAUGCAAAAGUGUUGAGGAAUCAUCAGAGUUAUAAACAUAUACAAUUUAUUCUUUCAUUAUCAAGAAUUGACUACCUGAGCCACAGGAUUCUCUUUCGUUUAAUUUUUCCAUCCAUGCUUUCAGCUUUGGUAUUCUUUCAUGAACAUCUAAGACGGGUUUAUUGUCUUCUAAACAUGAUGUUAUUUUCCCACAAUUUUUGCCCAUGAGCAAACACAGUAAAAUGACCAUGCAAGAAGUUUGAAGCUCCCCUUCUGGGGGUGGGGGGUAUUAAACAUAAGGUGGGAUGCUAUAAAUCACGCAAAAUGUCAACUUCCGAGUAUACAACUUUCCAUUCUAGCAGAAUUUCCAUGCUCCUUCCAAAUUAAUAGGGGUAAUGGGGAUAUAAUUGUGCAAAGCUACAUGAAAUGCAAAAAUAUAUAUUCUUGGCAAGGAGAAAGACAUAUAACUGUGAAAUUUGUGCACUGCAUUGUGAUGUACUUGAAUGGUGCAACUUGGAGCCAUGAAUUUAUGUUAGAAGAAUAUCAUGCUUAUUGUGUUUAAAAUAUCAGACAGAAGAUGCCAACUCCAAUUUUUCACAUUUAACUGCUUAAAGACAAACUUAAAUCUUAAAAUACAGACAUUUUAAAUGGUUAUGGGCCUGCUUGAGAGAUUUGUAUUUCGAUAAUAGUCUGGCUCCUCCCUCCCAAGUGGAACAUGCCAAAAUUGCAUUUAAGAAUCUCUCUUACGUUACCUUCCUAUCUACACCCAGUCCUAGGAAAUGUUAUUUUAUUCACCUCAGCCGAGAAUGCUAGGCUUAAACAGAUAAACAUGGGUUGAGGGUUAUGAGAAAUGUAAAACAUACCAUCCUUGUAUUGAUACUAAGUGAAAUGAAUACAUGAACACUUUUCUUCUGCAUGUACUGCACUGUUGAGUGUUACAUGGGCAAAAACUAGUAUGCUGCUCUGUCCAAUUUUGAUUCCACUCUGAAUUGUUGGUAUUUAAAACAAUAUUUAAUUAAAGCUUCAAAUGUUUACUCUGCACUUCAUGUAAUUGUGUGUAUGACAACAGUACAUCAUAAUUAUGUAUAAAAUGCAUGCGUUUUAUCACUUUUUUUAUAAAGUGGGCAGCCAUGUGUGUCUCAGGACCUCUGCAUACAACCAUUGUUUUUUCCUUUGUUUUAUAAUGGCAGAACUCUGUAACUGUAUAGGUAAUAAAAUUACAGUUGCAUAUAUAUUUUGUUGAAAGAA
Cryptotermes secundus is the source of this 3262-nucleotide messenger RNA. It is a transcript of the gene Tom70, whose product is annotated as mitochondrial import receptor subunit TOM70. The record is from RefSeq and is a predicted model, not a curated record. NCBI's taxonomy places the organism in Eukaryota, Metazoa, Arthropoda, Insecta, Blattodea, Kalotermitidae. Bases 81 to 1745 code for a protein of 554 amino acids. The transcript has 10 exons. Gene Ontology annotation, molecular function: protein binding.